Messenger RNA from Armigeres subalbatus, 1094 nucleotides. RefSeq names its product syntaxin-1A-like. Gene Ontology annotation, biological process: synaptic vesicle fusion to presynaptic active zone membrane; exocytosis; intracellular protein transport. Gene Ontology annotation, cellular component: SNARE complex; plasma membrane; presynaptic active zone membrane. NCBI's taxonomy places the organism in Eukaryota, Metazoa, Arthropoda, Insecta, Diptera, Culicidae. Gene Ontology annotation, molecular function: SNAP receptor activity; SNARE binding. The transcript is spliced from 4 exons. The coding region runs from base 1 to 984 and encodes 327 amino acids. The record is from RefSeq and is a predicted model, not a curated record.
AUGAUUCGUGAUCGUUUAAACUCAUUGUUGAAGAAACGGCAAUUUGCGCAAUCAAUUGAAAAGAUCGCUCAUCAACAUGGGCCCCAAACAUUGCUCAACCAGAAACAAAUAGUCUGCGAUCUGGCACAAUUCGCAGAAAUCAUUCGAUGGAUCGCUGAGUUGCUGCGGAAUGUUGACGAAAUUGAACGUGCGUUCUCGGACGAUGCUUCGAUCGGGUCCAGUCAGAUGUUGAGCGAUACGGCAACUCUCUGUCACAAAAUAUUCAACAGCGUUAAACGAAUGCAGGCUGAAUUGGAGCAAAUCAAUCAGCAAAAGUCUGGCGAAACCCGAGAGUCGAGCGGUGUUGAUGGUGACGAAGGUACGGACUUGGUGAGCCUGGUGUGGAGUAGCCAGCUAGAGAGUGCCAAAUCUGCAUACUUUGACGCGUUCUGGAAGUUCCAGACGUUGGUGAGGAACUAUGAGCAGAAGAUGGAAGAAUGUAAACGAAUUGUUUCAUCUCAGAGCAACAUAUCGCGUUCGCAGUGCGACAUCUCACAACCCACAAUCGUUCCGACUGAUACCAAUGUGGAUACAAGCGAUCAACAGUCCUCCCGGCGUCACUCUUUGGAGGAUCAAAAUGGCCUCCAAAAAACUGCCACAAUCGACAAAGCAGCAGCGUCCGAAACGCUUCAGGCCGUCGAGGGCCGCUAUCAAGAUCUGCAAUCCCUGGAACGAACAAUGCUCGAAAUGCGUGAUCUGUUUGUACUGUUUUCGACUCUGGUGAUGGAGCACGGCAGCAUGCUGAACCUGGCGGAAACCAAGGUUGAAGACGCGGCUCAACAUGUGGCCGUUGCGGCAGAGGAUAUCAAGGAGGCCUAUCACUACUAUCGGAAGGCCGGAGGUGGGAAAUGGUUAUGCAUAGAUGUUAGUCGCUGCCUAUUGGUGCUGUUAGCAUUUCUGGUGGUGAUUGCUGUUUUUUUGGCAAUAAAGAAGUAUCUGAUUUGAACUAGCGAUCAUUCACUCUACGGGUUUUACAGUCUUAUAAAAAAUACAUCAAAAGAAAUAAUCGAUGAAAUUCCUACUCAAAAUAAUUCACAUAACGAAUAAACCCAUAA